UUAUCUUUUUCUUUACUUCUUCUUCGUAGUGAGUGAGAGAGAAAGUUCCAGAAGAGAAAUUUUUCACGGAAGAAUAAUCAAUUUCCUGAACUUUUCUUGCUUAAAGAUCAAUGUCUGAAGUAAAAAAGUUAAUAGAGAAGCUUGAGAAGGUUGAGAAGCAAGUGAUAAAGUCUGGACAAACAUCUCAGGCAGAUGAGGAACGUGGGAAGGUGCUUGAUAGUUUUUUGAAAGAAUUCGAGCAAAAUAGAAAAGGAUCUUUAAUUGAUGUCUUGGAAAAACUCUCUGGUUUAUUACCUUCAAAGGUAUAUGCUAGAAAGGAACAAACUGUGUCUACUGAAGAGAAAAUAACAUCACACAUAAACCGGUUUAUGAGAAAUCGUAUUGGUGACUUAAUUGGAGAGGCCCUCAAGACGACAAAUCCACAACAGCUGCCGGCUCUUGCAACAUUUGUUGAAAAUCAAGUUCUUAUGUCUGAUGCCACGCCGUUCAAUGUUUCAGAUACUAUUCAAGUAGAUGGGUUGAUAAGUGUCAUGCAGAUGUUGGUUCAAUUCUACAAGAGCGGUGUUCAAAUCAACGGGGUUCUCAAUUUCGUGAACAACUAUGUCUGGCCACGUUUUGAAGAGCUGCCGGAGGACAGAAAACUUGAUUUUCUUAGAGCGUUGGCUGAGAUUUCGUCAUUCACGCGAGCUCCUGUAUCAGACGACACGCUUCGCUCAAUGGUUAAGAUCUUAAAGGUGUACAUGCCUACCAGUAAGGGGAGUGUGUUUGAGGAAGAAAAAAGUUCGACACAUGUUGAGUGUCUAUUAUACGUCUUCCACCACUUGGCCCACAAGGCUAAAAAUCCCAAAACAGCAACGUCGCUUUGCGUGGAAUUAAGAGAGAGAUUGAAGAAUGUUACAUUAAUGACCGCCAAGAAUAGAGGAGCUACGCAUUAACUUAUGCAACGACGAUAACGUCCUUCGGGGACCUACAUGAUGGAUGAUGGAACUUAAGUUACUUUGGGAAAUGAAGAAGGAGAAAACUGUAAAUGAACUCGGGAGCUGCAUCAACCUAAUAGGCAUGACAGAGCACGAAAUACUCAAAAGUCCCAGAUAAGAGUGAAAAGGUGACAAAUUCCCUUUCAGAGGAAUCUCAGAAUGUCUGAAGUGUGGUUUUAUGUGCAAACUAAUCAAGUGAAGCUCUGUUUCUUGGAGCUUUAGAAGAAUCACAACUUCGUAAGGGAGAUGGUGAGUUUAGAUUACAUCAAGAUUCCAAAACUGAUAUGUUUUUUUGAAAGAUUCUAGAAAAGAUAUAUUCGUCUUAAUUUUUUUUUUUUAUAGGAAAUAAGAAAAUUGUUGCGUUAACACAACAAUUUUCUCUUUUUCUUUCUCUUUGAAAGAAAUAAGAUAAUUAGCAGAGCUAGUUAUUAAUACAUUGAAUAAGUUCACAUGUACAAUUAGGGAUCAUAAGUAUCAUUUCCUUUGCGGGAGCCUAUGUGGCCACUAACCUCGUAAGUAGUUUGAGGUAUAUUCGCAAAUUGGAUGACAAGAAUAUUCUCCUCUGCUUCUGGUAUUUUGGUGUUCACACCGAUUUAAAGGCUCUUGGAAAAGACUGAAGAGCACUAAAGAUCGAUCAUCAGUGCUAUGGAAAUUCUAUAGAAAAUUUCUUACUUCACAUCUAAUAUCAUGCAGUACCUAAAGAAAAUUUCCACGAGUUCGAUUGCAUGGAUCAUCACUCUCCCAAUGCUGAUGACCCUUGUAGAGCUUACGAAAAAUUAAGGCUGUUAGAAGAAUCUCCACAUUUGAGGAGGCUAGAACUUCGAAAAAGAGGGUCAACAGAGGCAGACCUAUUUCAUUACUCUGGACUGUUCGAAUUAAGAAAAGAGAUUUAUAGUCCUCAUCAGUAAUCCUCUUUUUCCUGGCAUAUCACACAGUUUUUAUAGAAUCCAUUAAUGAAAUGAAUGGAGAACUCAUAACCGUGAGUAAAUUGAGCAAUGGUCUUCAGACGGGUGAUGAGGGAUACGUGUACGUGUCUUUAGCAACUUUGUAUUUUUCUGUGAGUGCAGUUGGGAAUCACAAAAGGCUUUUCGAGGUUUAUCUAAACCCAGUCACCUGCUCUCUAAUUUCGUGACCAUAGAGCUAGAGGGUGAGGAAAAACCAGAAAAUAGACAAGUUUUUUUUUCUACACACAAAAAAAUCCUUAUUAUGACUCACAAGAUCAUUUUAUUCACAAAAGAUGUCAUAUGAUCAUUCUCUACACAAAAGACAUUGGUAUUCUGACUCACGCUCAAAAGUGUUUACAUGUGUGAUCGUGAGUCAAAAUACCAAUGUCUUUUGUGUAGAGAAUGAUCAUGACGCCUUUUGUGAGUAGAAUGAUCUCGUGAGUUAUAAUAUGGACGUUUUUGUGUGUAGAAGAAGGAUCUUGUCUACUUUCCGGUUUUCCCUCACCCUCUAGUUAUAUGGUCACGAAAUUAGAAAGCAGGUGAAUGGGCUAAGAUAAACCUCAAACAUCUUUUUAUGAUUCUCCAACUGUAUCCAUAGGAAAGUACAAAGUUGCUAGAGACACAUACACAUAUCCCUCAUCACCCGUCUCAAGACCAUUGCUCAAUUUACACACGGCUACAAGUUGUUCAUUCAUUUCCUUAAUGGAUUCAAGUAAGACUGCGUGAUAUGCCAGGAAAAAGAGGAUUGUUGAUGAAGACCAUAAUGGAUCCCUUUUCUUAAUUCGAACAGUCUUGAGUAGUGAAGUAGGUCUGCCUUUAUUGACACCUCCAUUUCCAAGUUCUUGCAUACCCUCCUCAAAUAUGGGAAUUCUUCUAAUAGCUUUGAUUUUCGUAGGUUUUUCCAAGGGUCAUCAACAGUGGGAGGGUGGUGAUUCCUGCAAUCGAAAUCGUGGAAAUAUUUUUCUCUAUGUACUCCAUAAUCUUGGAUGUGAAGUAAGAAAUUCUCUAUAGAAUUUCCAUAGCAGCUAUGAUCAACCUUUAGUGCUCUUGGGUUUUUUCCAAGAACCUAUGAAUCUGUGUGGGCACAAAGAUACUAUGUGCAGAGGAGAAUAUUAUUGUCAUCCAGUUUGUGAAUAUAUCUAAAACUACUAACGAGGUCAAUGGCCACAUAGGCUCCAUAAAGGAGAUGAUACUCUUGAUCCCUAAUUGCUACUGUGAAUUUAUUCCAUGUAUUAACUAGUUCCACUACUUUUCUUAUUUCCUAUCAAAGAAAAAAAGAAUAGAAAAUUGAGUUAACACAUCACUUUUCUUAUUUCCUAUCAAAAAAGGAAAAAUUAAGGUGAAUAUACUUUUUCUGUCAUCUUCCAAAAUAACAUACCAGUUUUAGAAUUUUGAUAUAACCUAAACUCAUCAUCUCUUUUACGAAGUUGUGAUUCUUCUAAAACCUUAAGAGACAAAGCUUCGGACUUGGUUAGUUUGCAUAUAAAAUCAUAUUUUAGACAUUCCAGAGAUUAUUUUGGAAAGGAAUUUUUCAUUUUUUCACGCAUAUUUGGGAUUAACAGACGGAUUCUUACUCAAGCAGAUUUCUGAAUAUACAUGUAGUCUUUUCUGAUCCUUUUCUUCUUUCUUUUCUCUCUUCUCUGAAUCUUUAUAGUUUCAAUUUCAAUUAAUGAUGAUGCUCUUAUAGAUAUCUUAUU
This is a messenger RNA of Raphanus sativus (radish), 3618 nucleotides long. Its product is annotated as apoptosis inhibitor 5-like protein API5. Gene Ontology annotation, molecular function: mRNA binding. Gene Ontology annotation, biological process: regulation of programmed cell death. The transcript is spliced from 12 exons. Gene Ontology annotation, cellular component: nucleus. Lineage: Eukaryota; Viridiplantae; Streptophyta; Magnoliopsida; Brassicales; Brassicaceae. The record is from RefSeq and is a predicted model, not a curated record. The coding region runs from base 111 to 935 and encodes 274 amino acids.